GCUCUCAUCGAUUUCUCUUCUUCUUCUUCUUCUUCUUCUUCUUCUCGAUCGCCGCCGAUCUUCGUGCUUCCGAUUCGAGUGGCCCGAUCGUUGGUUCGUUGCUUUCGUCGUUUUCGCUAAGGUCGUUCAGUUCGGCGAUUGAUAGCAUGGCUAUUAAGACAGCAAGGAGUACUGUGGGUUGGCCACACGAUUCAGCUGCUCGCUAUAAAGCGCCAACAAGCCGCAGAGUUUGCACUUACUGGCUCGAAGGGAGGUGCAACCGGAAUCCCUGUAGGUUUUCGCACGAUGCAUCUCUUCUGCGCAAUGUUUACCAUCGAGCUGCAAAGCAGUCGAGUCAUAUGGCUGAGGAUUGCCCUGGGAGGAAGGGCCCUGAAUCUAGUCCAGUAGUGAAUUCAGCAAGUUCGACUUCUGGAGAGAGAAGUGAAUCGUCCACAAAUAAAAACCCUCUGAAGCCCCAAGAAAAACUAUGCAAUUUCUGGAUAACAGGCAACUGCGUGAAGGGCGAUGCAUGUCCUUUCUUGCAUUCGUGGUUUCACGGUGUUGAUUUUGCUAUCUUGGCAAAGCUAGAGGGCCAUAAAAAGGGUGUUUCUGGGAUAGCACUUCCUUCCGGAUCUACUAAGCUCUACUCUGGAAGCAAAGACGGAACGGCUAGAAUCUGGGACUGUCACACUGGUCAAUGUGAUCAGGUGAUCAACCUUGGAGGAGAAGUUGGGUGUUUUACUUGUGAAGGUCCUUGGGUGUUUGUUGGCCUGCCCAAUACUGUUAAGGCAUAUAAUAUCCAGAAUGGUGCUAGCUACAAUAUCAGUGGACCAGUUGGACAGGUCCAUGCUCUGGAAGUUGCUAAUGACAUGCUUUUUGCUGGAGCCCAGGAUGGCACUAUCUUGGUGUGGAAAGGUGGUAGUGAGGCCGAUCCUUUUCAGAUGGCUGCGCCUCUCAGGGGUCACACGAAGGGCGUGGUAUCAUUAACUGUUGGGCGCGACCGGUUGUAUUCUGGUUCCAUUGACCGGACCAUAAGGGUGUGGGACUUGCACACUCUGGAGUGUGUUCAGGAACUUGUUGGACACCCUGACGUGGUGAUGUCACUUCUUUGCUGGGACCAGUACCUGAUGUCCUGUUCAUUGGAUAAGACAAUUAAGGUCUGGGGGGUUGCCACUGAAGGAGGCAGCUUGGAAGUUGGCUAUACACAUCAUGAGGACCAUGGUAUUCUUGCACUGUCAGGGACAAUUGAUGCACAUGGUAAGCCGGUCCUUCUCUGUGCAUGCCUUGACAACACCGUUCGGUUGUACGAGCUCCCAUCGUUCACCGAAAGGGGCAAGAUAUUCUCAAGACGAGAAGUUAGGACUCUUCAAACAGCUCCCGGAGGCCUAUUCUUCACGGGAGACGCUGCGGGGACACUGACCGUUUGGAACUGGUUGGAUCGUCCAAAGAGCCAAAAAGAGCAGCUUCCUCAAGCGAUGGAGUCAUGCUAAGUAGAAGACAGAAUCAAGCUAUUGACAUUGGAGUUCAAAUUUCGCAAGGAAGACAAUGUCAUCUAUGCUACGAUGCAACUGGGAUUGUGAUUGAGAGCAAGAAACGGGACGGCUGUACCUACUUACUGUCUGCCCCACAAUACCAGUUUUUGGUCGUCUUUUUUGUAUAGACACUGAUUUUUUUGACAGCAACGGCUGGACUUGUAUAUGAUUCCUCAUUAGUAAUUGAAAUGCCUUUUGCUUGUCGAAUGGAAACCCCUUUUUUUUUUUUUU
This is a messenger RNA of Eucalyptus grandis, 1742 nucleotides long. RefSeq names its product zinc finger CCCH domain-containing protein 48. The record is from RefSeq and is a predicted model, not a curated record. The transcript is spliced from 8 exons. Bases 147 to 1469 code for a protein of 440 amino acids. NCBI's taxonomy places the organism in Eukaryota, Viridiplantae, Streptophyta, Magnoliopsida, Myrtales, Myrtaceae. Gene Ontology annotation, molecular function: protein binding; metal ion binding.